This is a messenger RNA of Salvia hispanica, 1122 nucleotides long. The record is from RefSeq and is a predicted model, not a curated record. NCBI's taxonomy places the organism in Eukaryota, Viridiplantae, Streptophyta, Magnoliopsida, Lamiales, Lamiaceae.
AUGAACACAACGGAAUUGACAGAUGAGGAACUAACAGAGGCCAUCAUGGAGUUUUGCAGAAAUCCCGAGUCAGCUAGAUCAAGGGGAUCAGCCCAUGUGGCUAGUCUGGAGAAUUCUCCUGGGUCUGGGAAGGAAACAUUACCUGAUAUUGCAGAAAAAAAUCCCUUGCCCCAGGAGACGAAUGACACGAGGAAGGAACUGAAGACACUUCCACCAGGCCUCAAGUAUGCUUACUUGGAAGAGAAUGAGGCAUUCCCAGUGAUAGUCAACAGUAACUUGACUAAGGAGCAGGAGAAGGAAUUGUUGGAAGUGAUCAGGCGGAACAAGAAAGCAAUAGGGUGGACCCUCUCUGAUUUAGUAGGAAUCAGUCCUGAUCUCUGCAUGCACCACAUCCGUUUAGAAGAAGGUGUGAAGGCUCACCGAGACGCACAACGGAAACUGAAUCCGAACAUGCGAGAGGAAGUUGUCAAGAAUGACAAGAACGAGUUGGUGCCCACUAGGCUGGUGACGGGGUGGAGGAUGUGCAUCGACUACAGGAAGCUGAAUGAGGCCACGAAGAAGGAUCACUUCCCCCUACCUUUCAUUGAUCAGAUGUUAGAAAGAUUGGCUGGCAAACAGUAUUUUUGCUUCCUUGAUGGAUACAGUGGCUAUUUCCAGAUCUACGUUAACCCGGACGACCAAGGGAAGACCAUGUUCACGUGCCCUUUUGGUAUUGUCUUGGGUCACGUGGUUUCUGAAAGAGGAAUACAGGUGGACAAGGCAAAGGUAGAUGUGAUAUCAAAGUUACCUUACCCCACGAACCAAAAAGAAGUUAGAGGCUUCCUGGGUCACGCGGGAUUUUAUAGGAGGUUUAUCAAGGAUUUCGCGAAAAUCGUGCAACCGCUCACUCAUUUGUUGCACAACGAUGUGGAAUUCGUCUUUGACGAAGGAUGCAAGAAGGCAUUUCAGUUGCUCAAGGACAGACUCGUGUCGGCACCAAUAAUCAGGGCGCCAGACUGGAAUCACCCCUUUGAGAUAAUGUGCGACGCGAGUGAUUUCGCUGUGGGAGCUGUCCUAGGGCAGAAGAUAGACGGAAGAAGUUAUGUGAUCUUCUGUGCAUCCAAGACACUAAAUCAAGCUUAG